AAGAACAAGAUGGCGGAACCCGGGGAUGAAGACGUGACUGAAAUUCAUUUAUUGUUUUGCGAGACGUUUGAUCACGAGAAGGGCGAGGAAUUAAAUUUAGAUCUUGUGCAGUUUCCACGGCCAGUGUGUAUAAGUGAAAUCAGGAUUAUUCCUUCUGGUACAAGAGCACACACUGAAUUCUAUGAAGAAAAUAAACUUGGGAGAACAUCACCAGCUAACUUCAAGUUGGAAUUAUUCAUCAAUAACUUGAGUAAACCAGGUUCAUCUAUAUUUGAAAGACUGGGUAUUCUUGAGUAUGAAGAAUCUAAUCACAUACAAUUGGUGACCAAGUCUGAGAUUCCCACCGAUGGUGUCAUACUGAGAGGUCUCUAUUCUUCUAUAACUGUUGCUAUUUAUGGUGUCUUGACAACUGUAGCCAAGUCAGCAGAUGACAUACCACCCUCUCCACCACCACCCCCUCCACCACCACAGACUGUUGGUAAAAGAAAGAUAGCUGUUGUGGAAGCAAAAGCAUUUGACAUGUCAGAAAGAGAAAAUAUCUAUCAGGAAAGGAGGGAGUUUGAAAGUGAACGGGCUAAAAGACCAAAAUAUGAAGACCGAGUUAAUGUUGAACAAAAAAUAGAGGAACUAGAUAGACCUAGAGACCCAAAGAGACUAAUAAGACCCCCAUCACCACCUCGACCUCCACCAAAUGAAUCCCAUGGACCUAAAUCACCACCAAUACCUCCUCUAAGGGAAAGGAGAGGUCCUAGGACUCCCCCAGGGGAUCCCAAAACAGACAGUUCACCGGAAUCAAUACAUUUGCCUUCUGAUGAUGAUGUUCAUGAACCUGGAGAAAUUCCUGAUGAGGAGGAGAUCAUUGAAAGAUCAGAUUUGUUCGAACCUCUCACACCGGAACAUUCCCCAGAACCUAGUAAUGCAUCAGAUGGUGAAAUAAAUGAAGAAGAGUAUGAUACAUGGAUUUAUGAUGUACCAAGUUUUAAUCCAUUCCAGUGUGAAUUCCUAGCUCCAGUGACUUUCUCAACUCCUGAAUUGACUCAGUAUGACAUAGAGAAACUGAAAACAACCGAUUCAAUGCCCCCAGAGUCAAACAAAAUUAUUGAAAUAAUUAACACUUUUCAAUCUGAGGAGCAUAGUUCAAAAUGGGUGAGUGCAUUGGAGGAACUACCAGGUCUUGUCAAUCCUUGUUUAGCCUAUGUAAACAGUGAUAGUAUCAAAGUACUGGCUGAAUGGACACUUGAAGCAUUGGAUUUAGACAAUGCCAUUGCACAGUCAAUAGCUGUCAAUGUGAAACAAUUAAAAGCUGGUAUGAAUCUCACUACAGCCUUAUGUAAUUGUGGGCCAACUGUGGCAGAAGUACUCGUUGAAAAGAACGUGCAGGGAAUCUUGUUUGAUUUGCUAUUUGCUGAUCAUAUGUCCUCUUCAUUGAAGUUGACUGCUUUACAAGCAUUGGACAGUGCAACAAAUUGUGAAAUGGGAUUGGUAAAAUUUGUGAGUAGCCAUCAAUCCAAAGUUGAGCUGACAUGUUAUCAAAGAGCUUUAAAGUUAAUGUUAUCCAAUCAGACAGUCCGUGUAGUGACAGCACUGACAGCAUUACUUAGAAAAGUACACAUCUUUGAAGUACUUGGAGUUUUAUACAUGACUGUUGACAGAAUUAUGGAAAGCACUCCACUUCCACCAGAGAGUACAAAAGAAACACAAUCAAAGGACACAGAAUCAAUUGAACACAUUCCCCAAACACAUGAUGAAAGUCCUCAAAAAAUGACAUUUAUGGACACAUUGGACAAAUCAUCACCUAACACUCAACAGAGGAGUGAUAAUCAAAGUAUUAGCAUGGAAACAGAUACUUCAAUCAUCUCAUCAGGAACAAUUUAUAUUGCAAGUUCUAAUGAUAUAGAGACUAUAAUGGAAUGUAUUGAGGAAAUCACUUAUAGUAUGGAGAAUGCACCUCAUACAAUAGUACAGCCACCCAUCAAGGCAUUUCCUACCUCAGCCAAGAUAACAGGUCCACCAUGUACAGCAGACCCAUAUCCAGUGUUAUUCCAUAUGUUCAAUACAAGGAAGUUAUUAGAGAGUUUACUAUUGUUAGUAUCUUGUCCUGCCACAGCUGGUAACUUGGAUAUUAUGGAUGCUGUUCGUACACUACUUUUAGUGUGUUUAAAAACAAAGAAAGGUUUGUUAUUUCUUGCGCACAAUAUUGACAUUUGCAAGGUUCUUGUACAGAUACUAACAAACAAUGAUGAUGAUGAAUCUCUGGAAGACAAUGAAACCCAGCAGUUGGGUCUUACUAUGAUUUACCAGUUACAGACUUUGCAGAACAUUGAUCAAAUCAGAGAUUUUUUAAGAAAAGGCUCAUUACAAACUGAAAGAGAUAAUGUGGAUAUCAUAAGCAUUUUACAUACAAUGUACUCUAUGACUUUUACGCCUAUUGGUAAAACUAAUGUGGCACAUGUCUUGAAUCUGGAUGAUCAUCUGGAAAGUAUCCUGUCUUUUUUGGAACUCACAGGUGAUGAAGAGACUGAUUAUAAGAUAAAGAAACCUGCAUCUUAUGGAUAUGCAUUGGGAUUAUUAUUGUUAGCCAUGCAGUACUGUGAUAAUACCAAUACAAUAAUCAACUAUGCAACUAAGCUGUCAUCUAUAUGUCCUGAAAAUACAGAAUUAUCUAAAUGGAUUUCUCCCAUUCAGGGGCUGAAAUUUGAUAUAACUAGUAUUGAACCUCUCGUAGAAUAUUUAAAAAAUCAUACAAGUGAAAUUUCUAGUAAUUUAGCAAAUGAAGGUACAGCAAUGGUCACAGCAUUAAGAAUAUUGAAACACAUAUCCUGUCCAAAUCACCAAUCAGAGGAUUCUGAAGUACAUCAAAAAGAUCUUCAGUAUAAUCUUGCCACUAUUCAGCUGUUUUCAGCAAAUGCUAUGGAAGUAUUCAUCUUAGUACUUAAGAAACUUGGAGAUUUUACACUGCGGCCAUGGCAACAAGGUUUUCCGCUUCCAAGUAGUGUUAAUCAUAUAAUAGAAUGUAUGAUCACACCGUUGUUGAUAUUGAUCAAAAGAAUGUUAUCUGAACUUCUGAACACAGGAUUAACCCAAUUCAAGGAUAUGCGACUUAUAUGUGCUUUGCUGACUGUGCAUACUGUGGUGUGCUCACCUACUAGUAAUAUUUUGAGUACUGACCAUUCUACUAUACAACUACUCAUUGUGGAUAUAUUAUUAACAUUUACUAAACCUGUUUUACAGUCAGAUACAGAAAAUGGUAAGUGUUUGAAAUUUGUCAAAAUGGUUUACCAAACAACAGGGCAGCCUUUGACAGAUGAAGAAAUCCAACAAGCUUUGGUUACACGAAAGUUAUGGAGUUUACAUUUACAUAGUCUUGCACCUCAAAUAUAUGCAAUCAUCAAAGAUAUAUCAGGUACUGGCUAUCAUCCCUUGCAACAUAUCUUAAGAAGAGUAUGUUGGCAGCUUGCUGACCUGGCAGCCCCAACAGCUUUGCUAGUCGUCAGGUAUACAUUUGAAAUUCUUGAAGAAGAACUGAACAAAUCAAGUAGUAAAGAAGAUGACAAAGUGGUUGAUGUGUUCAGCCCACAUUCUAAUAAACUAUUGAUGUUGAUUAUGUAUAUGGUUUCCCAGGCAUCUGUCAAAGCUCCUCUUUUACACUACCUUAGAUCUACAGUCAAAGCAGAUGAGAAAUUUUCUGAAGUUUUGGUGCGACUUCUGAACUUGCUGAAUGUGACAUCAGAGUCCUCCACUCAUUUACAUGGGCAAGAAUAUAUAGUGGGAAUAGUGCAGUCUAUUUGUGAUCCUGAAAUUACAAUGAUGAUGGCUACAGAGAGUACAUUACCAACAGUAGAACAACUAGCUAAUGGUCUACCUAGUAAAGACCAUUUAGAGCUCAUUCUUACUGCAUUAUUGGAGCAUAUAUCCGAUGGUAAUCAGUCAUAUGCAACUAUUUUGCUGUGUUUACGUACGUUUGUCAUGUUGACGGAACAUGAUUACGGAUUCUAUCAUCUGAAAUGUGCUUUUGAGAAGAACAGUAAUGCCUUCUACAGUUUAUUCAAGAAACUAUCCACAUCAUUUAAUAAGGACAGUGCAGAUUGUUUAUCAACAUUAUCAACAUUCUUGGACUUACUACAACUUUUAAUAAGUGCUGAUAGUCUGGAAGAUGAUCAGACUACUCCAGAACCCUCAGCCAAUCUCAGGACUUAUACUGUUAAUGUUGUUAAACUUAGUGAACUUUUAAAAUGGAAUACUGAAUCCAGAGAUCAUCCAAUCAAAGUCAUUGAAAAAUUACUUGUGGAAUGCUGUAAAGAUGAUGAAGCAAUGGACAGUUUACUGGACGGAGUGACUACCUUAGCACAGACAUUAAACUCUGUAACUGAUGAUACAGUUGUUAAACCUGAUGAACUAACAGAACCAGUAUUGCCGGCACCAGAUACUUUAUCUGUCCAGUUUAACACCAGAGCUUUUUAUAUCCUUGGAGAUAUGGAGGAUGAAAGAAUUAAUUUUUGGUUGACAGUUCCGCCUCUUGAUGAUCCUGACAUGGAGAUUGAUAUGGUGAAAGCUGAUCUUUUGGAGUUGAGUGAAAAGUGUUGUCCUGAUUUUGACUUAAAAGAUGAAAUUGCAAAGGGAUUGGCAGGAGAAGAUGGAACAACACCAAGAAAAAAAAUAAGUAGGGUUGGAAAACGUCGAUUUGAUCCAUUAAUUGCCAGGCGUGACACAAGAUUUCAAGGACAAAAUAAAAGAGGACAUAAAGCAAUGCCUGGUCAUAUGAGAGGUGGAUACAGACCAUUCUAUGGAGGUCAUGGUAGACCAAAUGAUCUAUUUCGUCAACGAGCACAGAAUACAAGCCGUCCACCAUCCAUGCAUGUCGAUGAUUUUGAAGCCAUUGAUUAUUCACAGUCUCCUCAUCCACCUCCUCCCAAGAAAAUACACAAGGGUCCUCCUGCUCGUAAUCUUGGUCGUGGUGGAUUUAUCGGUGGGCCGGGCUAUCAAAGAGGUGGUUUCAUUGGAGGACCUGGCGGUAGAUGGGCUGGUGGACCAUCAGGGGGUUACAAUAGGCGAGAUCUAGGUCCAGGUAUGGGUAAUAUACAAGGUAGAGGACCUAAUAUUUGGGGUAAUAGACAACCACAACAACCACCACCACCAUCACCAGGUGGAUACCAAGGUAGAACAUCAAGAGGAUUUCUCUCAAGACGGCCUGACAACAGACCAAGUGGUCCAGGGUAUGGUAGACCACCACCACUACCACCUACUAGAGCUGAUGGAUUAUAUGGCUCACCAACCAGGGGUAACCCACGAGGUGGCAUGAGGGGUUCAAGCUCAAGAGGUGGACCAAGUCCUACGAGGUCAAAGCCAAUGAGAGGUUUUCGUGGUAUGCCAGGGGGUGGCAGAUGGGUUGGCCCUGGUGGUAAAACCGAUCCACAUACAAGAUUUCUGCCACCAUCUAAGCCAAGUAGAGGAGGUUAUGGUCGUCAUGAUGGUGGAGGCAGUCGUCAUGGUGGGCGGCCAUUUUCCAGAUAAUGAAAAUUACUUAUCAACAGAAUUUCUUUGCUUGUAUGUUUAUCAUAUUAUUGGUAAUGGUACAGUUUUGUAACAGCCCAUUUUUAUAAGUUUCAUACCGAUGGAUAUAUAUCACCUCUCCCCUGUAACAUGCAAAGUGCUUCACAAAAACUAGAAUAUAUUAUUGCAUUUUUUGUUACUUGUUAUGCUGCCGUACUUUUUUAUAUCAUUACCCCAAUUUAUUAUUGUACAAAAAUAUUUGGAAAAGUUAAUUUGAGAAUAUCAUGAAGAUUAUGAGUUGGUUGUUUGGAUGGUAGUUUUAAUUCUACCUGUUAAUAUUUAUACACUCAAAAAUAAAUAAUUGGUUCUGUCUUUAACACAUUGCCUGCAAAAAGCUCUCAUGGAAAGCCAAAAUGAAUCAGCAGCUUAUGUGGUAAUACCAAUAGCAGAAACAUUGAAUCAAUAGCAGACUGGAUGCACAUACAUGUGCAAUCUGAUUAAAAUCUUUUUUUUUUUUAUUUUAAUUGUUCAUUUGUUUUUUUUAUUUUCUGUCUGCAAACGCCCAAAGAUCUGGCCAACCUUCAUAGAAAAUCUUUUUUGUGAGAUCUCAAAUACUGUAGAAUACUUUAUUUUCGCUUGGAAUUUAUUUUCGCUAUUUUCGCUGAAGGAAUGAUUCAGCGAAAAUAAAAUCCAGCGAAUAUAGCUUUUUUUCCUAUAUUUUACAUUCAACUUGUCAAAAAUCAGUGAAAAUAAAUUCCAUACAAAACACCCAAAAUGUCUUUUCAGCGAAAAUUAAUUCCAGCUAAAAUAAAAUAUUCUACAGUAACUAGGUUAGACGUCCAAUCACAGAAGGUCUUGUAUACAUUAAUUAUGCAUUUGUGCGCAGUACCUUCAAAUCCAUCAAUAGCUGUAUACAAAACCUUCUCUGAUUGGUUAUUCAAUUUUGCAAGAGUUGAACAAGAUCUUCAAUGGAGGUUGUUCAGAUCUUUGGGCUGUCGCAAUCAGACAACUAAAAAAAAUGAAAAUUUGGAAAACAUUUGAAAUAAAAUAAUAAUCACACAUCAAAAAAAGUAACAAUUAAAAUAAAAACAUGAAAGUAAAAAAGCCCAGCGAGAUACGAUUCUAAUCAGAUUUAUACACGUGUAAUACUCAUCAUAAUAAAAUGUUUUUCACUGCAGUAUCUUGAAUUGAUCUGUACAAAGUCGAUUGGUAUAGUUAUGGCUGUCUGUAUGUUAUAAAACUACUGGACAUUUAUCUAAACAAUACAAUAUUUCUUGUGUUAAACUUUC
This is a messenger RNA of Saccoglossus kowalevskii, 6779 nucleotides long. RefSeq names its product protein virilizer homolog. Gene Ontology annotation, cellular component: RNA N6-methyladenosine methyltransferase complex. Gene Ontology annotation, biological process: mRNA modification. The record is from RefSeq and is a predicted model, not a curated record. Lineage: Eukaryota; Metazoa; Hemichordata; Enteropneusta; Harrimaniidae. Gene Ontology annotation, molecular function: RNA binding.